Molecule: messenger RNA, 2973 nt
Organism: Helianthus annuus (common sunflower)
Lineage: Eukaryota; Viridiplantae; Streptophyta; Magnoliopsida; Asterales; Asteraceae
Exons: 11
Coding region: 1-2973 (990 amino acids)
Biological process (GO): DNA repair; telomere maintenance
Molecular function (GO): DNA helicase activity
Source: RefSeq, a predicted model, not a curated record
AUGGGUGGUAAAGUUGAUUCGAAAAUACAUAGAGGAAAUGCUCCGUAUGUAUACCGAAUUAGUGGUGAGAAUUAUCAUACAUUGGGAAGUCUUCUUCCUAAAGAAGGUGGUGAACCAAAAUUUGCGCAGCUUUACAUAUACGACACAGAUAAUGAAGUCUGUAAUCGGAAAACCAUAUUUAGUAACUCAAAGAAACCAGCUUCCGCAACUUUUGAUUUGCUUGACACUGAACACAGAGCAAAUUGGUCUAAAGAUGGUCGUACAUACAACCUACCGACGUCGUCCGAAGUUGCUGCGCUUAUUGUUGGAGACAUUGAGGAUGCUCUUGAUAAUCGUGAUGUAGUUGUUGAGUCAAAGAAAGAUGGUCUACAGCGUAUUAGCGAGCUUCAUCCAUCGUAUCUCGCGCUUCAGUAUCCAUUGUUUUUCCCUUUUGGUGAAGAUGGUUACCGGAUUGAUAUUCUUCAUAGAGAAGGAAGGGCAUCAACGAAGAAGAAAGAGUCAAAAUGUUCAAUGAGAGAGUAUUUUGCUUACCAUGUUCAAGAUAGAGUCAAUCAUUUCUCUUUGAUUCUCAAUGCUCAAAGACUUUUGCAACAGUUCUUGGUUGACGUAUAUACGAUGAUUGAAAGUGAACAAUUACUAUUCAUACGUCUACAGCAAAAUAAUCUGAGAUCUGAGACAUAUGAGAACCUUAGUAAGCUUCAACAAAAUGGUAAUCCAGAUAUGUCAAACAUUGGAACACAUUUACUACUACCGUCUUCGUUUACUUGUGGAUCGCGAUAUAUGAGGGAGAAUUAUUAUGAUGCGAUGGCCAUUUGUAAAUGGUUUGGAUACCCUGAUUUUUUCAUCACGAUCACGUGUAAUCCUAAAUGGCCAGAGAUUAAAAGAAUUCUGAAGGACAAGAACAUUAAUCCGGAGGAUAGACCGGACAUUUUAUGCCGAUUGUUCAAAAUUAAGCUUGACGCAAUCAUGAAAGACUUGCGAGAGAAAUCUUUAGUCAGAAACGCAUCGGCAGUUCUCUAUACCAUAGAGUUUCAGAAACGGUCUACCGCAUGCCCAUAUCUGUCUGUUCAUUCAGGAUUUUUUGUUGAGAAAUCUGGUAUUCAGCUUGAUAACAGAAGUGUGGUUCCGUAUAGCAAAACCAUAUUGAGACGUUAUCAGGCACACAUUAACGUCGAAUGGUGUAACCAGGCUGCGUCCAUAAAGUAUUUGUUUAAAUACAUUAACAAAGGACCAGAUAGGGCAGAAUUUGGUUUUGUACAAAAUGCCGAUGAAGGUCAGCGUGAAGAUGGAAAAAGUGAAGUCAAAGAGUAUUACGAUUGCAGAUAUCUCUCGGCUUGCGAAGCUUCAUGGAGCAUCUUUGCAUUUGAUGUUCAUUACCGCUAUCCAUCUGUAAUCAGGCUUCCAUUUCAUCUACUAGAUAAACAAAACGUUGUAUACGGCCCUGAUGACGAUCUUGAUAGUGUUCUUCAAAAACCAUCUAUUUCUUCUAUGAUGUUUUUGGGGUGGAUGGAAAAGAAUGAACAAGAUCCAUUGGCGCGCACCCUUACUUAUGUUGAGUUCCUAACUAAAUUUGUAGUAGGUCCUAAGUCUUUUGAAGAGAUUCGUACUGUGAAUGGACAAGUCUUCCCAACAUUUAGAGAUGCGUGCUACGCUAGAGGCCUUUUAGACGACGACAAGGAGUAUAUAGAAGCUAUCAAAGAGGCGUACUACACAGGUUUGUCUCUUCCAAAAGAACAAAUAAGGAACCUAACAUUGCUUAAAAUUGAGCGUUACUUAUUACGUAACAACUCAAGUCUAAGUCGGUUUCCGUCUAUGCCUCAACCCGAUAGUGAAUCAAUAUAUUCAGCAGACAACCGUUUAAUUGCUGACGAGCUUGGGUAUGAUGUAAGCGCUACUGCCAUUGAAUUUGAUAAUAAUUUAAGCAGCCUAACCGAUGAGCAGCUUUUAGUGUUUGUUGAGAUAAUUCAAGCAGUUAAUAGUAAUGUGGGUGGUCUAUUCUUUGUCUAUGGCUACGGAGGGACUGAAAGCUUGAUGUGUUUUAUUAAACCGGACGAUGACGUUGCUGAUUUAUUGAGGAAAACGAAAUUGAUAAUUUGGGAUGAAGCAUCGAUGAAUCAUAAACAUGUGUUUGAAGCACUUGACCGAACAAUGAAAGAUAUCUUCAAAUGUGAGAUGACCUUUGGUGGUAAAGUUAUGGUGUUCGGUGGUGACUUUAGACAAAUACUUCUGGUUGUACCAAAUGGCAGUACACGAGAAAUCGUUAAUGCUUCAAUCACGUCAUCGUAUAUUUGGAGUACUUGCAAGGGAAAAAUUGAUGACAGCGAUGAUUGUGAGGUGGUUAUAGAUAUUCCUGAAGAUCUGUUAAUCAAGUGCUCUGUGGAUCCUAUGUCAGAUUUGAUCGACCUUGUAUACCCUUCACUUCUUCAACUGUACAAAGAUAAAGAUUAUUUUGCUGAAAGAGCUAUACUGGCACCAACAAAUGAGGUUGUUCAAGAAAUUAAUGAAAGAUUGCUUGCUUCGUUUCCUGGUGAUGAAGUGGAGUAUCUGAGUUCUGAUAGUAUUUGUCAAACUGAUCAAGCAAAGAAUGAAGCACAUGUGAAACUAUAUUCUCCCGAUAUUCUGAAUGGACUUAAAAUAUCUGGUCUGCCUAAUCAUCGAUUAGUCCUUAAAGUCGGUGUACCUGUAAUGUUGCUUCGUAUUAUCGAUCAUCAAAAUGGUUUAUGCAAUGAGGCUGAGAUUAUAUCCGGAGGAAACAUAGGGACAAGAACGUUUAUUCCACGAAUUAGUUUGACACCGUCGGAUAAAAGAAUUCCUAUCAAGUUUCAACGACGACAAUUCCCCUUAAAUCUUUAUGUUGCGUUAUCAAGAGUCAAAAGCAGGGCCGGUGUGAAGUUGCUUAUACUAGACAAAGAUGGGAAUGUAACGAGUAAAACAACAAAUGUCGUCUACAAGGAAGUUUUUUCCGGGAUUUGA